Molecule: messenger RNA, 1765 nt
Organism: Oryza sativa Japonica Group (Japanese rice)
Lineage: Eukaryota; Viridiplantae; Streptophyta; Magnoliopsida; Poales; Poaceae
Product: adenine DNA glycosylase
Biological process (GO): base-excision repair; mismatch repair
Cellular component (GO): nucleus
Molecular function (GO): adenine/guanine mispair binding; purine-specific mismatch base pair DNA N-glycosylase activity; 8-oxo-7,8-dihydroguanine DNA N-glycosylase activity
Source: RefSeq, a predicted model, not a curated record
CGGCCAAGCUCGUCAAUUCAAAAAAUUCAAAAAGAAAAAAAAAAUCCGCCCUUUCGCAUCCAUGGCCAAGAACCCCAAGGCGGCCAAGAACCGCCGCCCCACGACGCGGCGACCUCGCGCCGCCGCCGCCACCGCCACCGCCACCGCCUCCGCCUCCGCGGACAUCGAGGACCUGGCGUCGCCGUCCGGGUGCAGGGCGGUAGCGGGGCCCACCACGGCCGCCGCGGCGGUGCGCGCGGAGCUGCUGCGGUGGUACGACGCAAACCGGCGCGACCUGCCAUGGCGGCGCGCCGCGGAGCCGCCGGCGGGGAGCGGGAGCGGGCGCGGCGAGGAGCAGAGGGCGUACGCGGUGUGGGUGUCGGAGGUGAUGCUGCAGCAGACGCGGGUACCCGUGGUGGUCGACUACUACUCCCGGUGGAUGGCCCGCUGGCCCACCGUGGACAGCCUCGCCGCCGCCACGCAGGAGGAGGUGAACGAGAUGUGGGCGGGGCUCGGGUAUUACCGGAGGGCUCGAUUUCUGCUCGAGGGAGCAAAACAAAUUGUUGAAAAAGGCGAGUUCCCUUGCACAGCAUCAACACUCCGUGAAGUUCGUGGCAUUGGGGAUUACACAGCAGGAGCCAUUGCUUCCAUAGCCUUCAAUGAGGUUGUCCCUGUUGUGGACGGAAAUGUUGUUCGAGUUAUUAGCAGGUUUUAUGCUAUUCCUGAUAACCCAAAGGAGUCCUCAACGGUGAAGAGAUUCUGGCAGCUCACUGGUGAACUGGUUGACCCUUCAAGGCCAGGAGACUUCAACCAAGCAAUGAUGGAACUAGGAGCAACACUCUGCAGCAAGACGAAGCCUGGUUGCUCUCAGUGCCCUGUCUCUAGCCACUGCCAAGCGCUCGCACUUUCCAGCCAAAAUGCUUCAGUCAAAGUUACAGACUUCCCACGAGUAGUCCCAAAAGCCAAACCACGGUCUGAUUUUGCUGCUGUCUGUGUUGUUCAAAUUUCACAAGGCUUUGGUGAAGGUAUAGCAGAGGCAGAGGGCAAAGAUAAUCUUUUUCUACUGAUCAAGAGGCCAGAAGAGGGCCUUCUCGCUGGGCUCUGGGAGUUCCCAUCUGUUCUUGUGAACGAAGGGAAGACUGAUACGCUGAAUAGGAGAAAAGAGAUGGACAAAUAUUUGAAGCAGCUUCUUAGCAUAGAUGUUACAAGGAGAUCCAGUGUGAUCCUCAGGGAAGAUGUUGGCCAACAUGUUCACAUUUUCUCACACAUUCGGCUGACGAUGUUUGUUGAGCUGAUGAUUUUGAACCUCAAAGAUGAUGGGGAGGAAUUAUGCAAGGAGGGACAAGAUAGCACCAAACUGAGAUUGAUUAACGAAAAUGCAGUCCAGUCGAUGGGAUUGACAUCAGGAAUCCGGAAGGUGUACAACAUGGUCAAGGUCUUCAAGGAGAAAAGGCUGAAAGAGCAGAGCCAAGUGCCGACGAGGAAAAGGAGUAGACGGCUGAAAUAACAGUUUUUCAAGAGAUUAUAGUGCAAAUGCUAGUAAUAUAACUGAGAAGCAACUAGUUAACCACUGAAUGCUGAUAUUAUCUUGUAGUAGUAUGUAAUUGUGCUGCUCACUCAAUUUGGCAGCAUACUGCUGUAUUUUGGCAAAGCUGACCAGAAGUUGGCAGUGUUAUCUAAACACCUACUAGCAGUCGCUGCUGAAAAACUCAACCCAUUUUGGUUGAUCAGGCUAAGUUCUGAAUAUUCCUAGUCUAAUUUAUUGCUCAGCCAUUUUGCACAUUAA